AUGUCUAAAAUCAUUCCAAAAUUAAAAGAUUAUGAUUAUAAUCAUAAAUACCUUUCAUUCGAAAUGAAUAGUGAAUUAUUAAAUCUCGAUAAUUUUAAAUAUAAAGAAGAAAAUAAAAUUGUUACAGAUCAAAUCAAAAUUUUCUUUACGAAAGAAGAUCAUAUCGAAAAACAAGCUUUUCUGAUCAAUAAAAGAAAAA
Messenger RNA from Scutellospora calospora, 199 nucleotides. Lineage: Eukaryota; Fungi; Glomeromycota; Glomeromycetes; Diversisporales; Gigasporaceae. The record is from the annotation of a GenBank genome assembly.